Molecule: messenger RNA, 6221 nt
Organism: Zootoca vivipara (common lizard)
Lineage: Eukaryota; Metazoa; Chordata; Lepidosauria; Squamata; Lacertidae
Gene: CUL1
Product: cullin 1
Biological process (GO): ubiquitin-dependent protein catabolic process
Cellular component (GO): cullin-RING ubiquitin ligase complex
Molecular function (GO): ubiquitin protein ligase binding
Source: RefSeq, a predicted model, not a curated record
CCGACCCGGAAGCGGAAGAGGCUUGGCCUGUGUGGAGACGAGGCCGCCGGGCCCUGCCUGCCUGACGGACUCUGCGAGGCGCGCGCUAUGGGGCCGGGUUUCUUGUGAGUCCAUAUCAGCCUGCAUAUGAAAAGAGCAUCUCUUCUGAGUGACUGUGGCAUAACUUGGAAUGUUGGUUUGUUUCUGCCUCUGAUGGAGGAAUAACCAGAUUUCUCAUUCCUGCACUGAAAGACUUCACAGGAGAUACAAAAUGUCAUCAAAUCGGAGUCAGAACCCACAUGGACUUAAACAAAUUGGUCUUGACCAGAUAUGGGAUGACCUUAGAGCUGGAAUUCAGCAAGUUUAUACAAGGCAAAGUAUGGCAAAGUCCAGAUAUAUGGAACUCUACACUCAUGUUUAUAACUACUGUACUAGUGUCCACCAGUCUAAUCAAGCACGAGGGGCUGGUGUGCCGACUUCUAAGUCUAAAAAAGGCCAAACACCUGGAGGAGCUCAGUUUGUUGGCUUGGAACUGUACAAGCGGCUUAAAGAAUUUCUGAAGAAUUACUUGACAAAUCUUCUUAAGGAUGGUGAAGACUUGAUGGAUGAAAGUGUGUUGAAAUUCUACACUCAACAAUGGGAGGAUUAUAGGUUUUCAAGCAAAGUGCUGAAUGGGAUUUGUGCCUACCUCAAUCGACACUGGGUUCGUCGUGAGUGUGAUGAAGGCCGCAAGGGAAUAUAUGAAAUCUAUUCACUUGCCCUUGUCACCUGGAGGGACUGUUUGUUCAGGCCUUUAAAUAAGCAGGUAACAAAUGCUGUGCUGAAGCUGAUUGAAAAGGAAAGAAAUGGUGAAACAAUCAAUACAAGACUGAUCAGUGGAGUUGUGCAGUCUUAUGUGGAGCUAGGUCUGAAUGAAGAUGAUACUUUUGCUAAGGGCCCUACACUGACAGUGUAUAAGGAGUCCUUUGAGUCUCAGUUUCUUGCUGACACAGAGAGGUUCUACACAAGAGAGAGCACUGAAUUUUUGCAACAGAAUCCAGUUACAGAAUACAUGAAAAAAGCCGAAGCCCGCCUCCUGGAGGAGCAGAGGAGGGUUCAGGUGUAUCUCCACGAGAGCACGCAAGAUGAGCUAGCUCGGAAAUGUGAACAAGUACUGAUUGAAAAACACUUGGAGAUAUUUCAUACAGAAUUUCAGAACCUGUUGGAUGCUGACAAAAAUGAAGACUUGGGGCGCAUGUACAGCCUUGUGUCUCGAAUCCAAGAUGGCCUUGGGGAGCUGAAAAGACUUUUGGAAACACACAUCCACAGCCAGGGUCUCUCUGCCAUUGAAAAGUGUGGAGAAGCUGCUCUUAAUGAUCCCAAAAUGUAUGUUCAGACCGUGUUGGAUGUCCAUAAGAAAUACAAUGCACUGGUCAUGUCUGCUUUCAACAAUGAUGCUGGCUUUGUGGCUGCUCUAGACAAGGCUUGUGGUCGAUUUAUAAAUAACAACGCAGUGACAAAAAUGGCCCAGUCAUCCAGUAAAUCCCCAGAGCUGUUGGCACGGUAUUGUGACUCUCUGCUAAAGAAAAGCUCAAAGAAUCCAGAGGAAGCCGAGCUUGAAGACACACUCAAUCAAGUGAUGGUUGUCUUUAAGUAUAUUGAAGACAAAGAUGUAUUUCAAAAAUUCUAUGCCAAAAUGUUGGCAAAACGGCUUGUGCACCAGAACAGUGCUAGUGAUGAUGCUGAGGCAAGCAUGAUCUCCAAAUUGAAGCAAGCUUGUGGCUUUGAAUACACCUCAAAGCUUCAGAGGAUGUUCCAAGAUAUUGGUGUAAGCAAAGACUUGAAUGAACAGUUUAAAAAGCACCUGUCCAAUUCGGAGCCAUUGGAUUUGGACUUUAGCAUACAGGUUCUGAGCUCCGGAUCUUGGCCCUUCCAAAUGUCUUGUGCAUUUGCUCUCCCCUCAGAGCUGGAGCGCAGUUACCAGAGAUUUACUGCUUUUUAUGCUAGUCGCCAUAGUGGAAGAAAACUGACCUGGUUGUAUCAGCUCUCCAAAGGGGAACUGGUUACCAAUUGCUUCAAAAACAGAUACACUUUACAGGCAUCUACAUUCCAAAUGGCAAUCUUGCUGCAAUAUAACACAGAAGAUGCCUACACUGUUCAACAACUGACAGACAGUACUCAGAUAAAAAUGGAUAUUUUGGGACAAGUUCUACAGAUUUUGCUAAAGUCAAAGUUGCUGGUGUUGGAAGAUGAAAAUGCAAAUGUCGACGAGGUGGAGUUGAAGCCAGAUACCUUAAUAAAACUUUAUCUUGGUUACAAAAACAAAAAAUUGCGAGUGAACAUAAAUGUGCCAAUGAAGACUGAGCAGAAACAAGAACAGGAAGCUACACAUAAGAAUAUAGAGGAAGAUCGAAAACUACUAAUCCAGGCUGCCAUUGUAAGGAUUAUGAAGAUGAGAAAAGUCCUGAAACACCAGCAGUUACUGGGAGAAGUUCUCACACAACUAUCAUCAAGGUUCAAGCCACGAGUUCCAGUAAUAAAGAAGUGCAUUGACAUUCUAAUAGAGAAGGAAUACUUGGAGCGAGUGGAUGGCGAGAAGGACACCUACAGUUACUUGGCUUAAUGGUUCUCAGCAGCUGUCUGGGUGGCGAGUAGUUAAGUCAUUGAAAAAAUGAGAACAGAAUUUGUUGGCCUGCUGCCGUCUGGACCUCCAUUUUUAUAACCAAGACUAGGACUUCCAUCUGCCAGUCUUGGACUUACAUCAGACCUGCUCAGGAUUGAUACAUUUCAAGUAUGUAAAUAUGGACACCAAUGCCAUUUAACCUAAUUUAAGAACAGAAAGGAAUCUGAAACCUCCCUUGGAGGUUGCAUGCUACUUGCAUUUAAAUCAAUACAUUGGCUACACAGCAAACAGUUGUUGCCAGGCAGCAUUUAUACAUACAUGUUGGCAGCAGUUUGAGAGAGUCUAAUUUGGCCCAUGUGUAAUCUGCUAUAAAAUCAUUUGUAUAGUGUGUUUCAUUUUUUAAUGUGUGAUAAAUAAAAACUUAAAACUUUCUGUACAAGUUGGAUUUGGUUUUAUUGUUAAGUUCCAUGAGUUCUUUCUUAAAUGUAAAUAAAAGGUAUAAUUAUGAAAGCCAGAUAAACUAGUCUUGUUUUGCUUGUUGUAUUGCUUCUAAUGAUGUCAAAGUCUGGUUGCAGGUACUGGAAAAGUGAAGUUUGCCCAAAACUUUUAUUGCAAUGUGAAAAGUGGGAGUGGGGGGUUAAAGGAAUAUUUCCUUGGCCAGAAAAUCCAUCUUCCAUUUGAAAUUAAUAUUGGUGUUACGAACCCAACGUUUUCCCCAAUAAUCAUGCACUUUCAUAGAAGCACUAAUUAUGCCCAUCAUCAUAAUUACCAGGUAUGGCGGUGUAGCAGUGAUUUUAGAUUGAUGCUGGCAAACCGCAUCAGAUAAAAGCUAGCUAUCAAAACCCUCAGCUAUCAACACAACGUACAGUGCUGGCAAACCUUCCUGUACGUCAGUAUGCACAAACACGCAUCCACAAGUUGGGUCAGGGGGACAUUAGAGGGCAGCAGGUCACUACUGGGCUGGCCAGAGUUGGGAGGAUCCUGAUGGAACCAGUUAGAGCAGGUUAGAACAGGGGAGGCUGGUUCAAGCCUGAAGGGUCAGACCCAGGUUAGGAGGAAGACAAUGGGAAAAUGGCAGAGUGGUGGAAAAACCCCAAGGAUCACAAGAUUGAGAGGAGGGGGAUGUUUGAGGAGUAGGCAUGUGACAGGGCGAGGUCUGAGGAGUAUGUGAGGACCAGGCACUUCCUCUAUGGCGGAGUUUUGGGGUGUUGGCAGGAUGUGACCUAUGCAAGGACACCACCUCUUUUGGAGUUGACCACUUGUCAUUGGAUGAAGGAUGCACCUCUAGUUAAUCAUUGACAGUUCUGAAACUUUACAAUAAAAGGGGGUGCCUGCUUUCAUUCUGGGCGACCUUCCGAUCCACAUUCUGUCUCCCGCUGUGUUCUUUAUCUCGUGCUCCCCACAGGCGGCAUGUGAUAUUUAGCACGUGGGGCACACAAAGCAGCUGCCUGGCCGUAUUACACACAGUGUCUUUAAAGCUGCAGCAUGGUACUGUAUAUGGAAACACACCAUGAUUACUUACAGAUACAGGGACAUGUUUGUGGCAUGGCAUUGCAGUUGAUUCAAAAUUCAAGCAUAGUGACUCAUGACAAGAUGAUAUGAACACAGUUCAUGGUCAUUAAAAUACAGAGACAGCUUUGCAAUUCUAAUUUUUAGAAAUUUUGAAGUUUGUCAGUUGCAUAUAAACACUGCAUAGAAAUCAGGUAGAAAUUUGGACACAAGGUAAAACUAUUUCAGUUAAUAAUAAAUCCAUGCUGAUUAAGAUUGUUCAGGUUAUCGAACUUAAUGGUUGGAGCAUUCUUAGUGGAUGAUGGUCCAUCAAAGGGGCUAUUGUGGCUACCUAGCGUCCAAGGCAGGAAAUGCACACAUAUUCAAGGAAGUAGGGCCACUGAAUAUCCCCAGUCCAUUUCCUGCUUUUUAUCAGGGCAGCUGGUUUUUUCAGUCUGCUUUUUACUUAAGUCCUUAGGACUAAUACUGUGUGUUUCAUGAGUCUCAAGUGUGUGUGCUGACUUGGCAGCAGCAGCCACACUUGUUUUUAACAGCUUAAUGGCAGCUGCUUUGUUCUCUAGAACAGCCCUGAGCAGCCCUGGUCAUCUGUGAGGCCUGCUAUGGUGGCAGCAUCAAACACGGUUGCUGUGAUACUCCCAAUCUCACUGCUUGGAAUAAGGCUUGCUGCCACCAAAGCACACUCCAAAUUUGCCUUUUCUAAAGCAUCAGCUGCUUUGAUCCUCCCAGUAACAACAGGGAGCCUGUCGUGGAUCUGAUGCCUUGCCUUCCUCCUCCUCCUCCUGUCUCAUUUACUACUACAGAAGUACUACAAAGGUGGAGGCAUUUCUUGGGGCAAGCUCAGCCAAAUUGUGCGAGUCUAUCCAGAAUCUGCAGCUAGCCCUUCUUCAAGCUCCUAUUAUGUAUUCCAAUGUUAAUAACUCCACUGUUAUGCCCGCUCAGUUUGCCCAAGUCUAACCAGCCUGCUCUUGAACGUCAACAGCCAGUGCCUUGGAGGUUUUUAUGAAGAGAUUGGAUGAUUCUAUGAUAAUACACAAAUCCUUGGGUAUUCUGGGAAGAUUUAAAAUUAGUUCUUAUUUGUUGGGUGUUUUACAGAGAUGUCUUCACAAAGAUGCAUUGAUACUUUUAAGUUCAGUGGAUAAAUGUCAAAUACCACAAAAUUAUGAAAACAUUUAUUCUUACUUUAGCCCCUCUACAAUCAAGCAGAUGUUUAGGGAGACAAAGUCAGCUGUGUGAUCAAGAAAAGGACAUCUAUAUUUGAGGCCCUCACUGCUCAUUGUGCUGUUGAUUGAAGAUGGGGAAAGGGAUGAAAAUUGCAAACCUGUAAGAAUAGAAUCAAAGUUGGAAGUGACCCCGAGGGUCAUCUUGUCCAACACGCUGCAAUUCAGGAAUCGUCAACUAAAGCAUCCAGGACAGGUGGCCUUCCAACCUCUGCUUUUAAAAAAAUCAAAUGAAGGGCGGUUGCCGGUGAAAGUUUAAUGGGGGCCCAUGGAUUUGAACCUAUGCCUCCGAGUUCUGCCACAGCAUACUGAUUCUUGUUGUAAUCUUAGGUUGAAUCCACCCCGGCUGUAAACUCAAGUAUGUUUUUGAUUCAACAUUCUUCCAUUUUAGGAGGCAGGCCAGUUAAAGUUUGCUACCAGUAGCUGCAAAUGAUAGUGAAUGCCAUUACAGGUGAAUGCCAUUACAUUCAGUUUGAUCUGCCAUGGCCAGUACCUAACAUGAGCUUUUUCUCACCCAAAAGCUCGAACACACUUUCAUCCAGUCUUGGACCUGGAUUAAUGAUAGAAGUAGACCACUUAAAUUCAAAGUUCAAGUAUCCUUUAUUCAAGGUUUAAAAAUGUACCAUACUGCAUUAUUGCAAAAGUUCAAUGGUACAAAACAGGGUUGCAGCUGGUGAGAAGGCAAUAAAAAGUUGAUUUAAAAUUUGUCACUAUAAAUUACAGGUACAGUACUUUGCAAAUUCUGCAUUUGAAAUUGCAUCAAGUCAAUCUUCAAAAAAAUUGCCCACAGUACUAGAAACUUCUGAAGAUAAGGCAGCUGUUUUACAGAAGAGGUAGCUGGUAUCAAGGGAUUUCCAUUUCUCUUUCAAUGCCUACAUACUUGAGGGCAUCAGCCUGGCUGUAUCUGAAACAAA